CUUUAGCGAGUGCACAUGUUCGGCUCGUGGUAUCGUAUGAAUAGAUAUAUGCAUAUAACCAUCCAUGGAUUAGCUAGCUAGCUCGACAGACCGAUUCAGCUUGCUAGCUUCACUACCGCAGCACUAGAUAGCUACUUUGCAACCAGGGUACAAGAGUGUUCAUGUCUGAUUCACUAGGCAAGGACGACAACGACGGCGGCGAGCACACAAGGGUCCGGUGGCUGAUAACCGUGGGGCGCUACGCGGUGGCGGCCCUGGUGACCGCGGUCACUGUGGCGGUCAUCGUGAGGGCCGCCGCCGUAUCAGCGCGAUCUGAGAAGCUCUCCAUCAACGUUGUCAAUGGCACGGUGACCGCGUCGGUGACACCAACCCAGGUGAAGCUGUCGGUCGGCCUCAGCUCGAAGAACCCCAGCGGCCGCGUCGGCAUCAAGUACCAGGGCGUCAACGUCACCCUCCUCUACCCAAACGGCACAUUGAUAGCCUGGAUCGGCAUCGAGGACGGCCCGGUCUAUGGCAUAGAGGUGGGGCCAGAGCUGGUGCGGGAUUCAUUCGUAACGACGAUCCUGGACGUGCCGGCCGACGUGUCGCGGGAGUUCGCCGGGAUGAUGAUGGCGCGCAACGGGCCACGGCGGGUGGAGAACGCGACGGUGCACCUGAACGGUACGCUCCAGACGCAGAUCUCCGGGCUCAACUACACGCACGGCGGCCACGCCACUGAGUACAGCUGCUAUCCCGUGACCAUCGGCGUACUCUCCGGGCUCAACUACACGCAUGGCGGGGAUGUGUCAUGCGUCCCUUCCGCGUCGAACGGCAACAUGUAGUAGUAAUUUUCUUUUGUUAUGUUGGUGAGCUUGUUCAUUUUUCUUUUUGGUGUGGGAUUAUUGGUUAAGCUCCAGGCUUGAGAGCUCCUUUCCUCCUUCCAUGUACGUGGUUUGAUCAACCAUUCUAGUUGUUCGAAUACCGACUAGAUUGGUGUGGCGUGUGGGUGCUCCAGCUCCACCUGCUCGA
Messenger RNA from Triticum dicoccoides, 1008 nucleotides. RefSeq lists its product as uncharacterized. The record is from RefSeq and is a predicted model, not a curated record. The coding region runs from base 162 to 821 and encodes 219 amino acids. The transcript has a single exon. NCBI's taxonomy places the organism in Eukaryota, Viridiplantae, Streptophyta, Magnoliopsida, Poales, Poaceae.